GGUAUUUAUUGUCUCGUCAUAUGAAGUCUCAUUCUAAAGAACGUCCUCAUAAGUGUACUGUUUGUGAACGUGGAUUCAAAACUCUAACUUCUUUGCAAAAUCAUGUUAAUACUCAUACUGGAACAAAACCAUAUCAAUGUCGAAGUUGUCCAAGUGCAUUUACUACAUCGGGAGAACUUGUUAGACAUGUUCGUUAUAAGCAUACUCAUGAAAAACCGCAUAAAUGUACAAUAUGCGAUUAUGCUAGUGUAGAACUUAGCAAAAUGAGAAACCACAUGAGAUGUCACACUGGUGAAAGACCGUACCAAUGUCCCCAUUGUACUUAUGCAAGUCCAGAUACAUUUAAAUUGAAGCGCCAUUUGCGUAUACACACUGGUGAGAAACCAUAUGAGUGUGAUAUUUGCUUUUCUAGGUUUACCCAAUCCAACAGUUUAAAAACACACAGACUAAUACAUAGCGGUGAAAAACCUGUAUUUAAAUGUGACCAUUGUCCAGCCACUUGUGGUCGAAAAACUGAUUUACGCAUUCAUGUACAAAAGCUUCAUACUUCCGACAAACCUAUUAAGUGCAAACGAUGUGGUGAUGCAUUCCCUGAUCGUUACCAAUACAAGGUUCACUGUAAAUCACACGAAGGGGAAAAAUGUUAUAAAUGUGAAUUGUGUCCUUAUGCUUCCAUGUCUCAGCGUCAUCUUGAAACUCAUAUGUUAAUACAUACAGAUGAAAAACCAUUCCAUUGUAAACUAUGUGAUCAGUCAUUCAGACAAAAACAAUUACUACGCCGCCAUCAUAAUCUGUAUCAUAAUCCGGCAUAUAUACCACCUCCACCACAUGCGAAAACUCAUCAGUGUAAUACAUGCCAACGAUCAUUUAGACAUAAAGGAAAUUUACUAAGACAUAUGGAAGUUCAUAUGCAAGAAUCCACUGGAAAUGAUCGAAAUACAGCAUUAAAACAAAGACUAGAGUAUACAGAUUCAGCUAAUGAAGAUGAAUCUGAAGAGGACACAAGUAUUCCAACAAGUGAAACUGGAGUUGUAGCAGUAGAAGGCGACGAUGGACAGCAAUAUGUUGUACUUGAAGUGAUUCAACUUGAUGGUCAAGAUCAGAUAGAUAGUUACACGUCUACAAGUGUAUCAAUACAACAAGCCGAUCAAUCU
This is a messenger RNA of Acyrthosiphon pisum (pea aphid), 1154 nucleotides long. RefSeq names its product transcriptional repressor CTCF-like. The annotation marks the transcript as partial. The transcript is spliced from 7 exons. The record is from RefSeq and is a predicted model, not a curated record. NCBI's taxonomy places the organism in Eukaryota, Metazoa, Arthropoda, Insecta, Hemiptera, Aphididae.